CACUGAUGGCUUUUGCAACAUACAUAGAUGGACAAACACCAUUUCCUGAGUUCAGUGUUGUGGUGAUGUUGGAUGAUGUGCAAAUAGUGUAUUAUGACUCAGUCACAUGGAAAGUUGUCUAUCGCUCUCACAGUGAAUCACAGUACUAUGAUGAAGAGCAAAGUGAUGGUGGUGUUGUAUUUCAGUAUAUAUAUAACAACCUGAAACAGCAAGCAUUUUAUCUUAAGGAUCACCUAAAUCACACAUACCACACAGGUGUACAUGUUCAUCAGAGACUUGUUGGAUGUGAAUUAAUGAACAAUGAUAAACCAGGUCUACUUAAGUCAUGGGAUGCUUUUGAUCAACUAAAUACAGAAGAGUUUGCCUUUAAUGCAGAAAAAAACGAUAUGCAAGUGAAAAAGCCAUGGAUGUCAUGGAGCCAACAAGAAUGGCAUAAUAAAAAGUUCCUGCAUGAAUAUAUUUAUCAACCUAUUUGCAUUAAAACAUUGCGGAGGUAUCUGAAUAUGGAAAAGAACAAUGUGAUGAGGAAAGUGAAACCCAGAGUCAGACUCAUGAGGAAGACGCUCUCAGACUCUCAAGGGCUUCAGAUCAGCUGUCUGGCCACUGGUUUUUACCCCCGUCACAUUAACCUGACCCUGUUCAGAGAUGGUCAGCCUGUGGAUGAUGAUCAGAUCACAGGAGGAGAGAUUCUGCCCAACGGAGACGGAACUUACCAGAUGAGGAAGAGUUUGGUGAUCAGUGAAGAAGAGCUACGUGAGGGACAUAAAUACAACUGUUCAAUGAAGCACCUCAAUCUGGACAACAAACUGGACAUUAUUUUUGAUGUGGCUGAAUCUGACCCAGGAUCUUUCAGUCUGUCUGUAGUUAUCAGUGUGCUGGUGUUCAUGUGUGGGGCUGUUCUCAUCAUAACUGCACUCAUCAUAUGGAGGAAGAGAUGUGCUGCUGGACGAGGAUCUGAGACAUCAAAGAGUGAUUAUUCCCUUACUCCAUCUUCCGUGCAAGAUGAAACAUAAAAAAGAAUCUACAUGGGCUUACAUUAUCAACCUAUAUUCAAGAUAAUACAUGAAAAAGUUAUAAAGCUUUACCAUUUACUUGGUGGAUGUCAUUUGUGUUACGAUAAUAAUUUUAGCAUUAAUUUUACGAUAAUGACCAUCUGAUUUUAUUCAGUCUGACUGACCGAUUUUGCUUUAUUAAAAGGACAAGAUAAUGUAAUAUAGACACAGAACAGUGUAUAGUAUGCAACAUAAACAUUUGAGCCUGUCUGGUCUGAAAUCAUAAUAAUGUUUAAGGACAUUGUCUCCUGCUGUAUUGUUGUGCAAUAUUUUUUUAUACUGAAUUUUUUUGUUCACUGUUAUUCUGUUGGAUGGUUUUACCUUUGUACGGUAUUAUAGAUAUUUACAUGUUUUUUAGAAGUAAUUUGGCAUGCUGAAUAAAAACUUGA
Onychostoma macrolepis is the source of this 1441-nucleotide messenger RNA. RefSeq names its product major histocompatibility complex class I-related gene protein-like. Bases 6 to 1013 code for a protein of 335 amino acids. Gene Ontology annotation, biological process: immune response. NCBI's taxonomy places the organism in Eukaryota, Metazoa, Chordata, Actinopteri, Cypriniformes, Cyprinidae. Gene Ontology annotation, cellular component: external side of plasma membrane. The record is from RefSeq and is a predicted model, not a curated record. The transcript has 6 exons.